Molecule: messenger RNA, 609 nt
Organism: Papaver somniferum (opium poppy)
Lineage: Eukaryota; Viridiplantae; Streptophyta; Magnoliopsida; Ranunculales; Papaveraceae
Exons: 2
Coding region: 1-609 (202 amino acids)
Molecular function (GO): nucleic acid binding; RNA-DNA hybrid ribonuclease activity
Source: RefSeq, a predicted model, not a curated record
AUGGGUGAAAUCUUGGAGCAACACAGAUUCAAGGAUAAAUUUCAGAAAGCAGUCAGCCAUCAAUCUCAUUGUCAUUACUCUGUGAACAGAAGAAGCAUAACUAACAUAACCAGAUGGAACCCUCCCCAAAGAGGAUGGCUAAAAAUCAAUAUUGAUGCUUCUGUUCUUCCUGAUAGUAAUAUUGCUGGAAUUGCUCUAAUUAUUAGAGAUUUUGCAGGUCAAUUGGUGGAAGCAUGGACAAUGGUAGAAAGAGUGAGAGAUGUUUCCCAAACAGAAGCUGUUACAGCCUUAAAAGCUUUCCAAUGGAUAUAUCAGCUUCAACUGAAGAAUGUUAUAGUGGAAGGUGAUAAUAAAACAAUUAUGGACAGCAUAAAUGGUCUCUGCAAUAUCUCUCCUUGGGAAGAUGGUAAUAUUAUUAGAGAAUGUCAGCAUUUAGUUCUUUGUUUAGGAAGUGUUGUUGUUUUCUUUAGGACUAGAAAAUGUAAUCAACUGGUAGAUCUGUUGGCCAAAUUUGCUAGGAACAAUCUUUGUUGUAGGAAAUGGUGUGCUAAUCUUCCUAUUUGUGUCAGUUCUAAGAUGGAGGUAAAGAAAAUAUCAUGUACUAUGUAA